CCCUAGCGACAUGUCACAUGUAAAUGCGACAUGCGAUGACUUUGUUCACAACGUCCAUGUUGACAUCGUCAUAUACCUAAUUGUUUCUAAAUACGUGAAAAUGACAUUCAUAAACGCACAAUUUAUUCUUUUGCUAAAUCUGGGUCUAGUAUUGAUUUACGCUACUGCAAAAGAAAAUAAAUAUUCUGCCGAAGCAAACAAAGCUCAAUAUGUGGACUCAUCGCAGUUUCCAGAUUCUCUUAAAGAUUUGGAUAAACCAUUCAGAAUGGCAAAACUCAAUGUACUUUGGGUUAAAGCAAAAAAUCGCCUGACAGAUUCUAAGCUACAUUCGAUCUUCAGUGAUCUCAAGAUCCAUGACAAAGAAGAAAUUGCGUACAAACACUUUAAAUCUGAUGGAAAAGACCCUGAAGGCUUAGAAGAAGCGCAUCUAAGGAAAAAGCUCAUUGGAAUAAUGAGCACAUAUGGUCUAUUGGAACAUUUUGCUGACACAGAAAAUCCAGAGUUGCUUAAAAUGCACAAAGCACUAAAUGAUGGUAGUAAUUAUGUUGCUAAAGAUAUCUUUAAAGAUAAAAGACUGAACAAAUUAUGGGCUAAAGCUGAAAUGGCUGGUUUUACUGAUGAGGAGCUUGAUGCUUUAAAACAAGAAUUUCAUCAUCACCAGGAAAAAGUAGAUGAAUACAUGAGUUUAUUGAAAGACCCACAGCCUGGAGAUUCAAAGUCCGAAAAUGAUUUACAUCUUAAACCAGAAAGCUGGAAUGAAUUAGAAGAAGCUGAAGAGUUAUCUAACGAUAUACCAAACCAAAAGAUAAAUCAUGAAGAAAAAGCAAACUUACUUCGGGAAAAACAUUUGGAAUUAAGAAAUGGAUUCGAUCGUUUGGAUAGACUUACUGCAAAGGGACCAAACCAUAAGGAAUUUGUAGAACCCAAAGUACAGGGGCUGUGGAAAAUUGCACUAGAAGCAAAGUUUCCUCCUGAUGAGCUAGCAUCAUUAAAGGAGGAACUCCUGCAUUAUGAAUCAAGACUACUUAAACUGCGACAUCUUCACGCCGAAGGAGCUCUAGAAGCAGCACGAAAAGGGCAAGUUCAUGAUCUAGAUAACUCAACUGCAGAACAACAUAUAAAGAAACAUGUUAGAACUGUACAGAAACUUCAUAUGGAUCUGGAAACCAAAAUCAUGCAAAGGCACACAGAAUUAUAAAGAUGAUAGAGAUUCUCAAAGUAUUGAAUUAUAUACAAUUGAUUUAAUAUAUAUAUAAAUUAGAUUACAUGAGAAACUUUUGCAGAAAUGUUUAUCUAAAUGAUAAUUUCAAUUAUUCAAUAUUCUUUCUUGAAAUAUAUAUACAGUUUUUACUAAGCCUCACAUUCUACUUC
Harpegnathos saltator (Jerdon's jumping ant) is the source of this 1371-nucleotide messenger RNA. Its product is annotated as alpha-2-macroglobulin receptor-associated protein. Lineage: Eukaryota; Metazoa; Arthropoda; Insecta; Hymenoptera; Formicidae. Gene Ontology annotation, molecular function: heparin binding; low-density lipoprotein particle receptor binding; receptor antagonist activity. Gene Ontology annotation, cellular component: endomembrane system; endoplasmic reticulum. Gene Ontology annotation, biological process: regulation of receptor-mediated endocytosis. The record is from RefSeq and is a predicted model, not a curated record. The coding region runs from base 11 to 1198 and encodes 395 amino acids. The transcript is spliced from 7 exons.